AUGACAACCUCCGCGGAUGAAAGAAACCAAAUCCUGCUCGCUAUUGCAGACGACGACCGUUGCAUUGUCUGGCUAGAUAUUGACAAUACCCUAUACUCUGCUAGCGCACGUAUCUCUCAGGCUAUGGGGGAACGGAUACAUGCCUACUUCAUCUCGCUUGGCUUUCCCGAAGAAGAGGCAUCAGAACUCCAUCACAAGUACUACACUCAGUACGGUCUAGCUCUACGAGGCUUGGUCCGGCAUCAUCAUGUUGACGCGCUAGACUUCGAUCGUAAAUGCGAUGGGUCCUUACCGCUGGAGGAAACGCUGAAGCCCGAUCCCAAGCUUCGAAAACUGUUAGAGGACUUCGACCGUAGCAAAACUCGCGUUUGGGCUCUGACAAAUGCGUAUCGUACACACGCUCAACGCGUAUUGCGCAUCCUCGGCGUUGAGGAUCAGAUUGAGGGUCUUGUCUAUUGCGACUACUCACUGCCGAAUUUUUCGUGCAAGCCGGAGGCCGAAUACUAUCAGGCGGCACUGAGGAACGCUGGAGUCACCGAUCCUUCGAAAUGUUAUUUCGUUGACGAUAGUAGAACCAAUGUCCUCGCAGCACACAAGCUUGGCUGGGGGAGGUGUGUCCAUUUCUGUGAGCGUGGUCUAGUCGCGGUGGAAGGAGGGAAGGAGAAGGAAAUAGGGGGAGACGCGGGGUUAUUUCCAGACGACAGUGGUAUUUCAACGGUAUCUGACCUAGAGGAACUGCGCACUGUAUGGUCAAACUUGUUCAAACAGUAA
This is a messenger RNA of Postia placenta MAD-698-R-SB12, 771 nucleotides long. RefSeq lists its product as hypothetical. The record is from RefSeq and is a predicted model, not a curated record. Gene Ontology annotation, biological process: pyrimidine nucleobase metabolic process; nucleotide catabolic process. The coding region runs from base 1 to 771 and encodes 256 amino acids. The transcript is spliced from 6 exons. Gene Ontology annotation, molecular function: nucleotidase activity. Lineage: Eukaryota; Fungi; Basidiomycota; Agaricomycetes; Polyporales; Adustoporiaceae.